Messenger RNA from Colletotrichum fioriniae, 181 nucleotides. NCBI's taxonomy places the organism in Eukaryota, Fungi, Ascomycota, Sordariomycetes, Glomerellales, Glomerellaceae. The record is from RefSeq and is a predicted model, not a curated record.
GUCUAUGGCAUUGAUGACACCGGCUUUGUCACACCCUGAAGUCAUCGUCCAAGCCAUCGCUGCUAGAGAUCGUUCUCGCGCCGAAGAAUUUGCCAAGAAGCAUGGUAUUCCUGAGGUCAGGGACACUUAUCAGGGUAUGCCUAGCUCCGACUAUCGUGUCGAGAUCCUGCAGGCCAAAUGA